Messenger RNA from Clunio marinus, 210 nucleotides. The record is from the annotation of a GenBank genome assembly. Lineage: Eukaryota; Metazoa; Arthropoda; Insecta; Diptera; Chironomidae.
AUGACGCGAGACUUGAACCCACCUCAAAGUUUAAAAGAACUUUUACCUUUAAAGUGGGUGCAAGACCAAAUGAAAAGGAAUAGAAAUGCUAUUUCAGUUAAGGGUGGCUUACAACUUGUAAGUGAGAAUUACAAAACUGUUGUUCAUUUACUUGAGUUCAGUUCUUUGGGUCAAUUUUCGCCAUAUGUUACGACUUACACUGUUGAAUAA